Molecule: messenger RNA, 2013 nt
Organism: Ochotona curzoniae (black-lipped pika)
Lineage: Eukaryota; Metazoa; Chordata; Mammalia; Lagomorpha; Ochotonidae
Product: serine/threonine-protein kinase MARK2-like
Exons: 1
Coding region: 1-2013 (670 amino acids)
Biological process (GO): protein phosphorylation; intracellular signal transduction
Cellular component (GO): cytoplasm
Molecular function (GO): ATP binding; protein serine/threonine kinase activity
Source: RefSeq, a predicted model, not a curated record
AUGGAAGGCCAGGAGGGCUUACUGGCAGAAGCCAGCAACAAGCUAGAGCUGGAGUUCCUGUCCUUGCUCGGCCAGGGUGCUUUUAGCAUGGUGGUGCUGGCCCAACUCGUGCCUUCGGGGACACACGUAGCUGUGAAGGUGGCCACGGAUGAGGCAGACAACCCCCGGAGUGUGAUGGAUCUGCUGCAUGAAGCGGACAUCCUCAGCACCUUGCAGCAUAACCACAUCAUCCGGCUGCUGCAGGUGGGUCGAGUAGGCCAGCAACUCUGUCUGGUCAUGGAGCUAGCGGAGGGAGGCACCCUGAGGAGCCACGUGAUAGACCGCGGUGGGCUGACGGAGGAGGAGGCAAAGGACCUGCUGGGCCAACUGCUGGAGGCAGUGGAGUACUGCCACGCGCAGCGCGUAGCGCACAGAGACCUCAAACUAAGAAACAUCCUGUUGGACACCAACAUGCGUGUGAAACUGGCAGACUUUGGGUUCAGCUGCCGGCUGCCGGAGGGCCAGCUGGUAAGAGGCUUCUAUGGGACUCCCGAAUACAGUGCCCCAGAGGUAUUCCUGUCCCGGCCCUAUGACCCUUUCAAGGCCGACCUGUGGAGUGUGGGAGUCAUCCUGUUUAGGAUGGUGACUGCGGACUUGCCCUUCAAGGGCUCAGACGAGAAGGAGGUGCGGCGCUCCGUGCUCUGCGGCAACUAUGAGCUGCCCUUCCAAGUGAGCCAGGAGAUGGAGGAGCUGCAGGGGUGGCUGCUCACCUGGAACCCCAACCAGAGACCCACGGCUUCCCAGGCCAGGCAGCACGCUUGGUUUAGGCCCCAUCCAGGGAAAAAAGAUGAGGAGGUCACCUUUGUGCAGCCCCUGAGGAUUCCUGAAACCCCAGAAGCCCAGAAGUAUCUGGAAGGUCUAGGGUUGCUGCCAGCCUCAAUGCACUCAGGCCCUGGGAGCCAUAGACUGAGGCAGGACGUGAAGAACAAGGAGCAAUUCCUGUCCUGUGAGAUCUCAGACCCUGGCCAAGGCUCUAGUCUCAGCCUACCUGUGCUGCUACGCAGGGUGUCUUCGCUCAUUGACUGCAGAGGCCAAGGCCAAGGCUCUAGGCACAACCCACCUGUGCUACUACGCAGGGUGUCUUCGCUAAUGGACUGCAGGGAGGUGCAGAGCGAGUCCUCAUCACCACAAGGCCAGGAGGAGGCCAAGUUUGAGUCAUCCAGUAGAGGUACUUUUCUUGCCUCUUCCCUCCCCUGCCAGGAGCAGCAGGAGAGGGCCCCCAGUCCCAGUGCAACCCAGGAGCCUGUCCUUGUGGACUUCCUGUCCAGCAUCAGUACCAGAACCAAGAAAAGUGCAGAACAGGUGGAGAUGGAGGUCCCAGCAGCCAAGCCCGAGGAGCCCGGGACCCCAGCAGCCCAACCCAUGGAACCUGGGACUCCAGCAACCCAACCCAUGGAGUCUGGGACCCCAGCAGCCAAGCCCAAGGAGCCUGGGACCCCAGCAGCCCAACCCAUGAAACUUGGAACUCUAAUAGUCCAACUCAUGGAGCCUGGGACCCCAACAGUCAAGCCCAAGGAGCCUGGGACCCCAGCAGCCCAACCCAUGGAACUUGGCACUCCAGUAGUCCAACUCAUGAAGUCUGGGACCCCAACAGCCAAGCCUAAGGAGCCUGGGACUCCAGUAGCCCAACCCAUGGAACCUGGGACCCCAGGAGCCCGACUCGUGGAACCUGGGACUCCAGCGGCCCAACCCAUAGAGCCUGGGAUCCCAGCAGCUGAGCCUGUCGAGGCCACCUCCUCCACUGCUAUCACCUGGAACGACACAGGACAGGUAGCAGCAGAUGUUCCUGUAGCAAAGCCUGAGGAGCUUGAGAGCUCAGCUGUGACCUCUGUCCAGAGUCCAGGCUGGAAGGGCCUGGGCAGAAGGUUUGGCAGGAUGAUGAUCAGGUUCCUGAGACAAGCCUGCUGCAUGGGGGCACCCCCAGACACCAACAGUGGCCCUAGCAUUCGCAGUCGAAAAGUGGUCCCCUGCUAG